UCGAACCCACUACCCUGGCGUUACAAGCGCCGUGCUCUACCAGCUGAGCUACAGAGGUCACUGUCCUGGUGCGGUCACACCUGCUACCUGGGUUCAACCACAAAAUGGCGCAGAAGAUCGAGAACCACAUGCUGGUUCAUGGGGUCAAGUUCCUCCAUCACUACACACUUACUAAAGGUACAGUGGCUGGCGUUGAAGGGUUAUGUUGUCAAAUAUUGAUUAAUUGCAAAUAAAUGUAGUGUCUGUGUAUAUAUAUCUGAGCAGAUUGAAGCAGGCAGUCUCAAAGUGACUGCUGUCUCCACUGGUGGGAGGGAGACUUUACAGGAAGAGUUUAAUAUGGUACUGCUGGCUGUAGGAAGAGAUGCCUGUACCGGUAACAUUGGUCUUGACCACGUUGGGGAGAAAUACAAUCAGGAGUGACUACAACGUGACCAUCCUGCUUUCUACACUUCUUUCUGUUGGUUUGGAUGACAAAUUAAUAUGUGCGUGUGCAUUUAUGGCUUCAUCCAACAGGACUAGGAGGAUCUCUGUGAAUGAGAAGGAGCAGAGCAGUGUGGGAUAUGUGUAUACUGUGGGGGCGGUACAGGAGGGUUGUCCAUUGACCACAGCCCUCUCCAUGCAGGCUCUAUGGAGGACACAGGACAACGUGUGACUACAGUAACGUCCCCAUGGUCACUCCCAUGGAGUACGCUACCUGUGGGCUGUCUGAGGAGAAUGCUAUUCUCAAGUUUGGAGAGGACAAUGUGGAGGUGUACCAUCGCUACUACUGGCCAUUGGAGUGGACGGUACCUAGAAGGGACAAAAACUCCUGCUAUGCUAAAGUCAUCUGCCACAUACCUGACCAGGAGCGUGUGGUAGGUCUCCAUGUGAUGGGGUCCAGUGCAGGGGAGGUGAUCCAUGGCUUUGCUGUGGCUCUGAGGUGUGGUCUGAUCAAACAGCAGCUGGACACCACCGUGGGACUCAACCCUGUUUGUGCCCAGGUGUUAACGAACCUGACAGUAAUCCAGCGUGCCACUGACGCCAUGAUGGUGAGAGGGAACUGCUGAGGUUAGCCCCCUGCUGUCA
Messenger RNA from Coregonus clupeaformis (lake whitefish), 1065 nucleotides. RefSeq names its product thioredoxin reductase 1, cytoplasmic-like. The coding region runs from base 669 to 1046 and encodes 125 amino acids. Gene Ontology annotation, cellular component: cytosol; mitochondrion. Gene Ontology annotation, biological process: cellular response to oxidative stress; glutathione metabolic process; cell redox homeostasis. NCBI's taxonomy places the organism in Eukaryota, Metazoa, Chordata, Actinopteri, Salmoniformes, Salmonidae. The record is from RefSeq and is a predicted model, not a curated record. Gene Ontology annotation, molecular function: glutathione-disulfide reductase (NADPH) activity; flavin adenine dinucleotide binding. The transcript has 6 exons.